UUGGACUUUAAAACAUUUGAGAUUUAUUCAGAGCAUAAAUUAUAAAAAAUAUUUUAAUAAUGGCUGGCGUUGUUACAAUGAUUAACAAAUUGCUUGAUUGGAUUCGUUCUUUGUUUUGGAAAGAAGAAAUGGAAUUGACUCUUGUUGGUUUACAAGGUUCGGGAAAAACAACUUUUGUUAAUGUUAUUGCGAGUGGGCAAUUUACUGAGGAUAUGAUUCCAACUGUUGGUUUUAAUAUGCGAAAGAUAACGAAAGGGAAUGUUACUAUAAAGCUUUGGGAUAUUGGAGGUCAACCACGUUUUCGGUCAAUGUGGGAACGUUAUUGCCGUGGUGUAAAUGCUAUUGUCGAUGCAGCAGAUCAGGGCAAAUUAGAAGCGGCAAAAAGUGAAUUAAUUCAACUUUUGGAUAAGCCCCAAUUGGAGGCAAUUCCCGUUUUGGUUCUUGGAAAUAAAAAAGAUUUGCCUGAUGCUUUAGAUGAGGGACAGUUAAUUGAACAGAUGAAUCUUUCUACUAUUCAAAACCGCGAAAUUUGUUGCUAUUCGAUCUCUUGCAAGGAAAAGUCUAAUAUUGAUAUAACCUUGCAAUGGUUAAUUCAACAUUCAAAAACUGCUCGUUAA
Meloidogyne enterolobii is the source of this 617-nucleotide messenger RNA. The record is from the annotation of a GenBank genome assembly. Lineage: Eukaryota; Metazoa; Nematoda; Chromadorea; Rhabditida; Meloidogynidae.